AUGAAUUCAUUUUUUGAUGGCCAUGUCAAUUCCAAGACUAUCUUGAAGCAAUUUGUUGAGCAAUAUGAAAAUGCAUUGAGAAGCAAGGUGGAAAAAGAAAACUAUGAAGAUUUCAAGUGUUUCUCGUACAGUCUUCCCGGUGCAACUCAUUACAAUAUGGAAAAACAAGCACAAGACAUUUACACAACUUCGAAGUUCAAAGAGUUUCGAGAUGAAUUGACAGGUAAAAUGUAUUGUGACUUUAUUUCUGUUGAAGUGGAUAAUUCAAUUUCACAAUACAUAAUUUCUGAAGAUAUCAAGAUUGGGGAGAUGAACAAAGUUGUUCACUUUCAGGUUUCAUUCAAUGAUGAGAAUGAUGAAGUUAACUGCAAUUGUUGCCUCUUUCAGUUUAGAGGUAUAUUGUGCAGACAUGCAAUAUAUGUUUUAAUUCGUCAUAAGAAAAACAUGAUUCCAGAUAAAUGUAUCAUGAGAAGGUGGAGGAAGGAUGUGAAAAGAUGUCACACAAGGGUUCAAAUUAGUUAUGGCGGAUGGGAUGCUAGGCCUGAGUCACGAAGGCUUGACAUGAUGCAGAAGAAUUUUGACGACAUUAAGGACUCAGCAUAUGAUUAUGAAGAUAAGUGCAUGAUUGUUAUGACUUGGUUGAAUAACCUAAAGGAAGAACUGUCCAAACAUGAGUCCAAGAACUCUGGUGCUUGUGGUGGUGCUGAACCAGUACCAAGUUCACCUGUCAACAGAAACGUGAGUGACGCUGAUGGAAUUUCAAAUCCAAGUCAACAUAUACUUACUCCAUUGGUAAAUAAGAGAAAGGGUCGCCCACCAUCUAAAAGGAAGAUGUCUAAGGUCGAGGAAGAAGUAAGAAAGAAGCGAAAAAGAGAACAAAAGAAAAAAUGUGGCGAGACUGGUACUAAUGAAGAACUAGGAGCAAAGGCAUGCAACUUAAUUGUGUAA
Fragaria vesca subsp. vesca is the source of this 948-nucleotide messenger RNA. Its product is annotated as protein FAR1-RELATED SEQUENCE 5-like. The coding region runs from base 1 to 948 and encodes 315 amino acids. The transcript has a single exon. The record is from RefSeq and is a predicted model, not a curated record. Lineage: Eukaryota; Viridiplantae; Streptophyta; Magnoliopsida; Rosales; Rosaceae.